Lolium rigidum is the source of this 846-nucleotide messenger RNA. Its product is annotated as DNA-directed RNA polymerase V subunit 5A-like. The record is from RefSeq and is a predicted model, not a curated record. Lineage: Eukaryota; Viridiplantae; Streptophyta; Magnoliopsida; Poales; Poaceae. Gene Ontology annotation, molecular function: DNA-directed RNA polymerase activity; DNA binding. Gene Ontology annotation, biological process: DNA-templated transcription. The transcript has 4 exons. The coding region runs from base 40 to 762 and encodes 240 amino acids.
AUUAACCAAAUCAUCGCCUCCCAGAAUUCAUCCCUGACCAUGGACUCGGCGGAGAGCUCCGCCGCCUCCAACGUCGCCGCCGCAAUGGCCGUCGACGACUACCACGACGCCGCCCCCGAGGUCGGCCACUGCAUGUCGUCCAUGGUCGACUUCAGCGGCGUUGAGAGCCAGCGCCUGUUCCUGGCGCGCCGCACCGCUUUGGAGAUGCUGCGGGACCGCGGGUACAGCGUCCCGGAGGCCGACCUCGCGCGCACCCUCCCGGAGUUCCGCGCCUGGUGGUCCGAGGCGCCCGAGAUCGAGCGCCUCUCCUUCUCCACCACCCUCGCCUCCGACCCCUCCAACAAGGCGAGAAUCGUGUUCUGCCCACCCGAGCCCAUCAGAGUCGCAGUUAUCCGGGAGGUCUUUGGCCGAACCAAAGAAGACAACUUGUCUUGCCUGAUUCUCAUAUUGCAGAGCAAGAUGGGAUCUAAGGCUAGAGACACUAUCAAGGAACUGUUCAAGUUUAAAGUGGAUGUAUUCCAGAUCACAGAACUGCUGGUGAACAUGACCAAUCAUGUUCUGAAGCCCAAGCAUCAAGUGCUGACUGCAGAAGAAAAGGCCAAGCUGCUGAAGCAGUACAAUGUGGUGGAUUCACAGUUGCCUCGCAUGCUGGAGACGGAUGCUGUUGCUCGCUACUAUGGCCUGAGCAAGGGAACGGUGGUCAAAUUUACAUAUGACAACGAGCUCACGGCAGACCAUGUGAGCUACCGAUGUGUUCUCUGACUGAUACGGCUUUGUUUCAAUGGAUCAAGGUUGAUGUAAGCUGUUAGCCAAGACCGCCUGACGGCUAAUGUACUAGCGUACUAU